AUGGUCCGCGGCGCCGAAUACGACAACGGAGUUCCCCAGUCCGACAACGCCAUUGAGGCUGGCGAGACUAAGGCCCACGGUGUCGGCAACAACGAUGCCCCUCUGAACCACACCCAGAAGGUCGCUCCCAUGCCCGAGGAGACUGGCUCGCAGCGCAAUGAUGUCUUCCCCGGUUUCAGCGGCGCCCGCCCUAACCACUCUGGCAGUGGCAAGGGUGGUCACGAGCCCAAGACUCUGGGUGAGAACAAGGGUCUUGGUUCCCAGCCCGGCGUUUAA
Molecule: messenger RNA, 276 nt
Organism: Penicillium pulvis
Lineage: Eukaryota; Fungi; Ascomycota; Eurotiomycetes; Eurotiales; Aspergillaceae
Exons: 2
Coding region: 1-276 (91 amino acids)
Source: RefSeq, a predicted model, not a curated record